Coccinella septempunctata (seven-spotted ladybird) is the source of this 1548-nucleotide messenger RNA. RefSeq lists its product as uncharacterized. The transcript is spliced from 3 exons. The record is from RefSeq and is a predicted model, not a curated record. Lineage: Eukaryota; Metazoa; Arthropoda; Insecta; Coleoptera; Coccinellidae. The coding region runs from base 1 to 1548 and encodes 515 amino acids.
AUGAAAGAUGAGAAAGAAAGAGAAUGUACAGCUAAUGAAGUGAAAGUCAUAUUUAUGCCAGAAAUAACAACAGAGGAGACGGUAUCCAUAAUUGAAGCAGAUGUGAAUGGGGGUUGUGCAGAAACUUUUUUACUAGUUUAUGUUGCUGGUUUAGUUUUUAGAGGCACCCAUAAGAAAAUAUCGUGUACAGAUUGUUCUGCUCUAUUUUCGUCAGAUGAAUUGGAGGCACACAACAUGUUCAUCUUGAACAAGGAAUGGUCAGAUGAGAAGAGGAGUUUGUAUUACCCAAGUAUUUAUAGGAAAGACUGCCAACGGAUACGAACAGGAACGGAUAAGGAUAUGAAUAUUGUCAUCGCAACAUACAACGUGAGAUCUCUGAGUAAUGACGCAAGACUGCUGGAACUGGAAGAAGUAUUUAAAACCAUGAAAUGGGAUAAAGUCGGCCUUUCUGAGGUGAAGAGAAGAGGUGAAGCUUGUUACAAAUUGGAGUCCGGUAAUAUUCUAUAUUAUAAAGGAAGAGAAAACGACACCCUGGACGGGGUGGGUUUUCUGAUUUCGAAAAGGUAUGCUGAUAGGGUCAAGAAUUUCACAGGAGUUUCAGAAAGAGUGGCAAUUGUUGUCAUUAGCCUAAACAAAACAGUUAGCCUGAAGAAUAUUCAGAUCUAUGCCCCAACCUCAACCCACGACGACGAAGAAGUUGAGGCAUUUUACGAAACAAUAACAACAGCUAUAGGUAGUUCUGGAUAUGGAAACCGAAACGAGAGAGGGGAAAUUCUAAUGAAUUUUUUGGAGACUAACAAUCUUUAUGCAAUCAAUACCUUCUUCAAGAAAAAACCACAGAGAAAAUGGACAUGGAUCUCACCAAACAGAAAAACUAAAAACGAAAUAGAUUACGUGUUAGCAAAGGAAAAGUUCAUUGUUCAAGACGUCACCCCCAUAAACAACGUAAUUUCAAAAAGAAUAGAUACAGAACUGCUUAAAAUCAAUAGCACGCAAUACGCUAGUCACCUCAAGGAACCUUGUGACCUGAAGCUAGAAGAGCUAUCACUAGAUGAAAUGAAUGAGGUCAUUACAGAUCAGUUAUUGAAGGCGAGCUCCAGAAUAGCCGCGCAUAAACAGACGAACAAGCUCAAGAUCAGUAACAAAUCCCAAGAAAUGUUGAGAAAAAGGCGUAAACUUCUAAAUGAUAACAAGAGGAAUACAGUUGAAUUCACUGAACUAAAUAAGACCAUAAGAAAACAAAUAAAAGCCGAAUUGAAAAAAUUACAGGAAGAGCGUAUUCAAACUAUAAUAGAAAAUAAUAGAAAUCUGAAGAACAUGAAGUCAAGAGUGGGAAUUAAGAAGAUAAUAUUGCUGAAAAACCAAGGCACAGAAAUCAGAAACAAAAAUGAGCUAGUGAAAAUAACUGAAGAAUACUAUGAAAAACUUUAUAGUUCCAGAAAUCCUCCCUCCAUCGCAACGACGGAAAAUUUGAAGAGAGUGAUAACUAAUGUCAAUUCUGAGGAAAUGCCAGAUAUAACGGUGGAUGAAAUAGACAGGGCAAUAUAA